AUGGACCACUCUGAAGUUGGAAAGAGAAAGAGAGGAGGCGAAGAGGAACAAGGAGGAGGAGGUAGACAGAUGGACAGAGACAACAGGGAUUAUGGUCGAGGAGGAUCAUAUGACAGAGGAGGUAGAGGUGGAGGUGGUGAUCGUUACUAUAAUAAUAAUGAUCGUAGAGGAGGAGGAUACUAUGACGAUAGAUCAUAUAAUAAUAAUAGACGCUAUGAAGAUAGACAACAACCAUAUCGUGGUGGCGGUGGAGGAUACUAUGAUGACAGAGAUAGAAGAGAUUAUAAUAGAGGAGGAGGAUACCAUGACAACCGUGAUAAUAGAGAUAGAAGAGAUUAUAACGAUCAUUACAACAACAGUAAUAAUAAUAGAUACAACAACAACAAUGACAAUAGACAACAAUCAUCUAGAGAUGGUAGAGACAAUAAUAAUAACAACUCGAAUCAACAAUCACCACCAUUACAACCAGCAGUAGUAUUACCAGUAGUACCACCAAAAGAUCCAGAACAAUUGGAAAGAGAAAGGGAAGAGGAACGAAAACGUGAACAAGAAAAGUUGGAAGAAGAGAUGAGAAAGCGUCGUGAAAAGGUGGAACAAUGGAGAAAGGAGAAGUUGGCAGCUGAAGAAACAAAGCAAACAUCUGCAGAUGUCACAUCUAUGCCUCCUCCAACAGCCGUUGCAGCAGCUGGAGCAGCGGCACCACCAACAAGCAAAUGGAAUUUGGAAGAUGAAGAUCAAGAAGAUACAAAUGCAGCAGCAGCAGCCGCAGCCGCAGCAGCAGCGGCAAAAGCAGCGGCAGCAGCAUCAUCAAAAAUGGAAGAAGACGAUGAAGAUCCUCUCGACGCAUAUAUGAAUCAACUUGCCAAAAAAGAAUACCAACAAACACAACAAAAACAAGAACAAAUCAAACAACAAAAUGAACAAUUACAAGAACAACUUAAACAACAACAAGAAAAGAAUGAAAAUGGUGAUAAUACAACAACUGUUGCAAUGGAUACAGCUGCUGCAUCUCCACCAAUCAAAACAACAAUUACUAUUGGACCUAUAUCAAUACCAAAGGGUGAAGUUUUAGGAAAUGAUGGUGAAUUGGAUGGUGAAGAGGAAGAAGACGAUGAUGAAGGAAUAGAAAAUGGUGAAGAAAAGGAAGUUAAAAAAGGAAAGAAAGAGAUCUUGUCAACUGAUCAUUCAAAAGAGGAUUAUAUCGAAUUCCAAAAAGACUUUUAUGUCGAAGUGCCAACACUAUCAAAUAUGACAGAAACUGAAGUCAAAGACUAUCGUUAUGAAUUGGGUGUUAAAAUAACUGGAAAGAAUUGUCCAAAACCAAUUCAAACUUGGGCUCAAUGUGGUUUAUCUGAUAAAAUACAUGCAUUACUUAAAAAAUAUAAUUAUGAAAAACCAACAACUAUUCAAGCACAAACGAUUCCAGCAAUUAUGAGUGGACGUGAUAUGAUUGGUAUUGCAAGAACUGGGUCUGGUAAGACAUUGGCUUUUCUAUUGCCAAUGUUUAGACAUGUCAUGGCACAGGAGAAACCAAAGCAAGGCGAGGGUAUGGUCGGACUGAUCAUGUCGCCAACUCGUGAAUUGGCAUUGCAAAUCUACAGUGAAUGCAAAAAGUUUAGCAAGAUAUUGGGAUUGCGAGUGUGCUGUGUGUAUGGUGGUGCCAACAUUGGUGAACAGAUUGCUGAUCUAAAGAGAGGUGCUGAUAUUGUAGUGUGCACACCUGGACGUAUGAUUGAUAUUUUGUGCGCCAAUAAUAAGCGUAUUACCAAUCUCAAGCGUGUGUCAUUCCUCGUGUUGGAUGAAGCCGAUCACUACGUGCACCGUGUCGGAAGAACGGGGCGUGCGGGCAACAAGGGCACCGCAUACACCUUUAUCACACCCGAAGAGGAGCGGUUCGCGCCGAGUAUCGCCAAAGCGCUCGAGCAGUCGGGCUCCAAGGUGCCCGAUGAGCUCACCAAGCUCUGCUCCGACUACCAAAAGAAACGGUCCGAGGGCAAGGAAGUGCUCGUUGCCGGCAGCGGUUUCCUCGGUCGUGGACACAAGUUUGAUGCAGCUGAAGAGGCCAAAAAGAAGGAAGAGAGAAAGAAACAACGUCGUGCAUAUGGUAUCGAUGAGGAUGAGGAUGAAGAUGAGACUAAACCAACUCUUGAAGAGGUUGCUACUCCCCCUCCCACUGCAUCUACAACCGACUCGCCAACCGGUGCUACAACAUCGACCACAUCGCCAACUGGCACGACUGCUACCACCACUACGACAGCAGCAACCGAUACAACAAGCACGGUUUUGGGAACCGACCCAACCAUGUCUGCUGGUCAACAAGCACUGUCACAAAUUUUCGGAGGCAAUGCGCCACAGAUGAAGGCAGAGGAUGCCAUCAAAGCACUCCAACUCGCAGCUGCUCAGAAAGCACAGAAAAUGCAACAAGUUGCUCAAUUGGCAGCAGCACAGGCAGCAGCAUUGGUCAAUGCCAACUCACCCGCCUCCUUUAACGAUGAUCUUGAAAUCAACGACUACUCACAACAAGCACGUUGGAAGGUCACUCACAAAGACUCGUUACUUCACAUUACAGAAAUGACCCAAACUGCCAUCACCACCAAAGGUACUUUCUUCCCACCCGGCAAAACAGUACCAGCCGGAGAAAAGAAAUUGUAUCUCUUUAUCGAAGGUCCAUCAGACGCCCAAGUUAGAACUGCAAAGACUGAAAUCAAAAAGAUUCUAGAAGAAGUUCAUCUUAUUUCUCAUAAUGAGAAAGGAAAAUAUUCUGUCUUUUAA
Molecule: messenger RNA, 2772 nt
Organism: Cavenderia fasciculata
Lineage: Eukaryota; Evosea; Eumycetozoa; Acytosteliales; Cavenderiaceae
Gene: helB1
Product: putative RNA helicase
Exons: 3
Coding region: 1-2772 (923 amino acids)
Biological process (GO): mRNA splicing, via spliceosome
Cellular component (GO): nucleus
Molecular function (GO): nucleic acid binding; ATP binding; RNA helicase activity
Source: RefSeq, a predicted model, not a curated record